Molecule: messenger RNA, 503 nt
Organism: Brassicogethes aeneus
Lineage: Eukaryota; Metazoa; Arthropoda; Insecta; Coleoptera; Nitidulidae
Source: the annotation of a GenBank genome assembly
AACAUUUCAGUUGGUAUUACUGAAAUUGCGAAAAGUUACUAAAAGUCAUAUGAUCGAUUGACAGGUGAUCAAAAGAGGUUUGGUUUUUAUCGUUUGAAAGUGGCAAAGUUUUUAGAAUAAUGGGGGCUCAAUUAUUACCUCUUCUUAUAAUAACCCUCUUCUGGGCUGGUGUUGGUAUUGUGCUGCCAUUUUUAGUUCCCAAAGGACCAAACAAGGGGAUUAUGCAAGUUAUAUUAAUGCUGACAGGGGUGUGUUGCUGGUUAUUCUGGCUUUGCUGCUAUGUGGCUCAAAUGAAUCCUCUAAUUGGACCACAGUUGGACAAACACACUCUUCUUGUAAUGGCAAAAGAAUGGGGUGAUGGAUUGUAAAAAUAUUUCCCUUAAGUUUAUAGAUGUUUGUUAUUCCAGUAUUUUAAGAAAUUCAAUUUUUGUUCCAAUAAAACAGUGUUUUAGUAGAAUAUUUAUUUGUAUAUAAAAUCAAUAAAUCAUUUUAGUUUAAAGUUU